AUGUCGUCAACGUUUAUACGAGGGGGCUUGACAUCGAUCCAAGCAACGCACCGGACUAAGGCAGGUGAAGCAGCGAUGGAUCAGGAGGAUAAGAUGGUUGUGCCUCCAAGGAAGAAGCCUGAGGUAGAGAAGAAACAAAAACCGGAGCAUGAACCUGAGUCGGAGAUCAGAGAAGAAAAGGAGAGUAAAGAGAUGAAGUAG
Molecule: messenger RNA, 201 nt
Organism: Eruca vesicaria subsp. sativa (arugula)
Lineage: Eukaryota; Viridiplantae; Streptophyta; Magnoliopsida; Brassicales; Brassicaceae
Source: the annotation of a GenBank genome assembly